Lachancea fermentati is the source of this 1221-nucleotide messenger RNA. NCBI's taxonomy places the organism in Eukaryota, Fungi, Ascomycota, Saccharomycetes, Saccharomycetales, Saccharomycetaceae. The record is from the annotation of a GenBank genome assembly.
AUGAGCACUAACACCGACUUGCACUGGAAACCCGUCGCGGCGGCCGCGGCAGCCGCGGCCGCCGCGAUCUACGCCGCGUACGCCGCGCUAGCCGCGCAGCGCGCGCGCGACCAGCUGUCCGCGCUGCCGCCACCGGCCGCGGGCGUGGACGAGCUCAUCGGCAACACGCCGCUGGUGCGGAUCAGGUCGCUGUCGCGGGCCACGGGCCGCGACGUGUACGCCAAGCUGGAGCUUGCGAACCCCGGCGGCAGCGCCAAGGACCGUGUGGCGCUCGGGAUCGUGCGUCGGGCCGAGCAGCUCGGCCAGUUGCGGCCGGGCCACGCCGACGUGGUCUUCGAGGGCACCAGCGGCUCCACCGGCAUCUCCAUCGCCACCAUCUGCAACGCGCUGGGCUACCGCGCGCACAUCUCGCUGCCCGACGACACCUCGCAAGAAAAGGUUGCGCUGCUCGAGAGUCUGGGCGCCUACGUCAACAAGGUGCGUCCGGCAGGCAUCGUCGACCCCAACCAGUACGUGAAUGCGGCUCGCGCCGCGUGCGACGAGCUCAACGCGCGCGGCUGCGGCGACGCACGCGGUGACGCCAGCGAUGGCGUCACCGUGCGCGGCGUCUUCGCCGACCAGUUCGAGAACGAGGCCAACUGGCGCGUCCACUACGACCACACCGGGCCCGAGAUCUGGCGCCAGACGCGCGGCCGGGUCGACGCGUUUGUCGCGGGCUGCGGCACCGGCGGCACAAUCGCAGGGGUCGCGCGGUUCCUCAAGGAGAAGCGCGGCAAGCGCGGUGUUCGCGUGGUGUUGGCGGACCCGCAGGGCUCCGGUUUCUACAACCGCGUGCGCCACGGCGUGAUGUACGAUCGUACCGAGCGCGAGGGAACCCGCAGGAGGCACCAGGUCGACACGAUUGUCGAGGGCGUGGGGCUAAACCGGAUUACGCGGAAUUUUAGCCGCGGAGAGCCGUACAUCGACGACGCCGUGCGCGUCUCCGACGCGCAAGCCGUCAAGAUGGCAAAGUUUUUGUCGGUAAACGACGGGCUAUUUGUUGGCAGCAGCACUGCCAUCAAUGCGGUGGCCGCAGUGCAAGUGGCGCGGACGCUGCCCGCGGGCGCACUCGUGGUGAUCAUCGCUUGCGACAGCGGGGCGCGGCAUCUGAGCAAGUUCUGGAAAGAGGCGGUGGCCGUGGACCGCGACGUGACGCUCGCGGAGAUCAUGGGCGAGGAAUGA